Silurus meridionalis is the source of this 2857-nucleotide messenger RNA. It is a transcript of the gene slc35f3a, whose product is annotated as solute carrier family 35 member F3a. Bases 124 to 1569 code for a protein of 481 amino acids. The transcript is spliced from 8 exons. The record is from RefSeq and is a predicted model, not a curated record. NCBI's taxonomy places the organism in Eukaryota, Metazoa, Chordata, Actinopteri, Siluriformes, Siluridae. Gene Ontology annotation, cellular component: membrane.
GUGUGUGUGUGAGAGAGUGACUGUGUGACAUUUCGCCGCAUGAACGCGGUCCUUCUGCACCGAUUUUGCCUCUACCAAUCAGGCUCCUCUUAAUUCUCUCAAAUAUGCACAUAGGGGAAUUGGAUGGAAAAGUUAUCCGAUGGAAUGUGGAAAUCACCGGCUGCGAGCCCACGCCGUCUGUCAGACAUCAGCCCCCAACUUCGACAGUUAAAAUCCCUGGCAGUCGAAGAAGAUAUAAAGGAGGACUUCAAGUCUUCCCGCUCGGUGGAGGACAUAAAAAACGCGUCCAUCGAGGAGCGCAUCCUCAGGAUCACGGGCUACUACGGCUACCAGCCAUGGAGCUCCUCUAAACCAGUUGUGGAGAACCCGAAAAAAGAGAGAGUGGAAGUGAAGGUUGAUGGCCAUAUUGGAACAAAUGUGAUCAAUGUGGAGAGUGAAAAUAGCAAGCAGACGGUACAGUGCUGUCUGUGCUGGACUGUAGCCCACCUGAGGCAGGCACUCUGGGGUGUCACUGUGGUUCUCUGUGUCUGUUCGUCUUGGACGGGAUCCACUCAGCUGGCCAAACUUACACUCAGACAAGUCAAUGUUCCCUUCACUCUCACCUGGUUCUCUACCUCCUGGAACUGUUUCCUUUUUCCUGUACACUACCUGGGCCACGUAUGCUGGAGCAAGGACAGGCAGAGCCUUCGGCAGCGAUUCAGGGAGUGCUGUCAGUUCUUGGGUGAUGAUGGACUCUCAGUGAAAACACUGCUGUCAGUAGUGGCACCAUUUGGAGUGCUGUGGACACUCACCAGUUACUUGUACCUGCAGGGCCUACGCAGGAUCCCUGCAACAGAUGCCUCAGCUCUCUUCUGCUGUAGCCGUGCAUUUGUCUUUCUCAUUUCUUGGAUUGUGCUGCGUGAUCGCUUCCUGGGUGUCAGGAUUGUUGCAGCUAUUUUAGCUAUUGCAGGCAUAGUAAUGAUAACGUACGCUGAUGGGUUCCACAGUCACUCUGUGAUUGGCAUUUCCCUGGUGGUCGGAUCUGCAACAACAGCAGCCAUAUACAAGGUAUUGUUUAAGCUGGUUUUGGGUAGUGCCAAGCUAGGUGAGGCUGCAUUGUACAUGACUGUCCUUGGAGGAGCCAACAUGGUCUUUGUCAGCAUUGUACCUCUCAUCCUCAUCCUCACUGGAGCUGAGGAUUUUGGCUCGCCCACGGAAAUACCUUGGCAAAGUCUGUGCUAUACAGCUGCUCUACUGUUGGUGUUCAAUUUCCUGGUAAAUUUUGGUGUUUUGAUAACGCUUCCUACAUUGAUUUCUUUGAGCAUUGUCCUCAGUGUACCUGUUAAUGCUGUAAUAGACAGCUACAUGUGCGAGAUCCAGUUCAACAGUGUGCGUAUCAUUGCCAUGUCCACCAUCUGCCUGGGCUUCCUGUUGCUGCUUCUGCCAGAGGACUGGGAUCAGUAUCUGCUGCAGCUUCACACUAUGUUUUAUAACAGGAAGAAGCCACAAGAGGGAAGCAGAGACACACACAUUGAAAUACAAAAUGUUCACUCUAGCAAGACAGGAAACUGCAACCCUAAAACUCCUUAAGAUGGUGUUUGCUUCAUGUCACGAGAGGAGCUUUGCAAUCACCUCCAUGUGACUGAAAUAACAACACCUACAUAGCAAGAUAAAUCUAUGUAGGACUGAAGAUUAAGUGGACUAUGCAGUACUUCUGAUGAUAUCUAGAGACUGUCAGAACAUAAGAAAUAAGAUGAGCACUGACUGCAUCUUUUAUUUAUUGCAUCAAAGCACAAGACUGCAAAUGUGGCAUCCUGCAUAAUUCAGAGUUCUAGAUGAAAAUAAUUUAUGCUGAAUUUGUUUUUUAUUGUGAACUUAACAAAUAUAUCAUUCAGUCUUAACCCGUAUAGAAUGUUCUAAUACAAUAUUAUACCAUAUAAUGACAAUAUAUGGACUGAAAGCAUUUAUGCAUAAACUGUACAGAGUACUUAUCUUCAAUUUCAGUGCAUUGCCACAGCCUUCACACUAUUGCUUUCAUACAAAAUAUAUGCAAAUUGGUUAUCUAGAUAUAUAGUGGUAUUUAUGCCUUUUAUCUAAUUUCAAGAAACAUGAUACCCAUGGACACUCAGCAUCAAAACAAUAAUUCAGAUUAUGUAUUUUAAUAACAAUGGCAAUGUGUAUUUAUUAUAUUCCUGUGGAAUUGUGGCUCACUGUAAACCUUUGUAAGGCAUGACAGCUGUUUAUUAUUUGACACGCUGAAAAACAGAUAAAGAACAAAUAAAACACUAAAGAAUAAGAGUAUGGAACUGUGCUUCUAACAUUUAUAGUAAGUAUAUAUAAUAUACAAGGGCUUACUGAAUGGCUUGAUGAACCCAGCCAUUAGGGUUGUACAAGCCAGUGCACGCUUAGUGCCAGUCCCAAGCCCUGAUAAAUGGGGAGGGUUGCAUUAGGAAGGGCAUCCAGCAUAAAACGUGCCAAAUCACCGGAUCAGUCGGGCCCGAGUUACUAACGACCGCCACAGGUAUUGUUAGUCAACAGGGUACGGGUGGAAAUUGGGCAACUGUUGGCCGAAGGAGGAGAAGGAGAGGAGGAAGACAUCUGCAGGGAAAGGAGAAGUGUAGGAGAGUGGAUGUUUGGGGGUGGCACUUUAAAUGUUGGUAAAGGGAAAGAGGUAGCUGAUAUGAUGGAGCGGAGAAAGGUAGAUAUGUUGUAUGUUCAGAAGACCAAGUAGAAAGGGAAUAAGGAAUUAAGGAGGGUUUAAACUGUUCUAUCAUGGUGUGGAUGAAAAGAGAAAUGGUGUAGGGGUGAUCCUAAAGGAAGAGUACAGUAAGAAUGUAGUGGAGGUUAAGAGAGUUUCUGAUAGGGUGAUAAACAUGGA